AGGUGUGUGCAAGAGGCGGAGCUUUGUAGAGGCAUAGGGGGCCGUGGUCACCCCAAAAAAAAAUUAUAAGUAAAAUUACUAUAAUGCCCUGAUCAAAACUAAAAAAUUACAACAAUAUCUAAACCUAAUUCAGUUUUCUCAUUCUUCCUCUCUCUUCCAUCAGCGUCCGCGUAUCUCUCUUUUCCAUCCGCGUAUCUCUCCAUUUUGCUUACAAGUUACAACAUUCCUCUCUCCCUCCUCCAGAAUCAGAUUCACAACGACAAACGCGGCCGCCUCUGCCAGACUACGAAUCGCUCUUCUGCUCGCUGAGGGUCUGCGGCCGCCUUUGCCUGACUGCCUCCGUGGCGGUGGCUAUUCGUCGCUCUUGCCUCUCUGUUCACCACUCUAUUUUUUUCAACAACGAUGGGUGGAGGUGCUCACGCUUUGAAGAGAAUCCCUCGCAUCAAGUUCCCCAACAGGCACCAUAAAUCCUCUGGUUCUACCUCUGAGACUCAUGUUUCGCCGUCAACAAGCGGUGGUAGUUUAUCAUUCUUUUCAAGUUCAAAAGCUUCAACAACGACUACAUUAGGAGGAAAGGCCUCUCUUCAGCCCAAAAGAACUCCAGUGACCAACGAAGAGAUUGAGGCAGUUUUGUUGGGUGGCUGCUUCUAAUCGAUUGUUCUGAAAACAAACUACAUGAAUAAUUUUUCUGCGGCUCUGAUUCAUCAAAGUUCACCUACGGGUCCUUUUUCAUUUUGUUACUUGGGUGUUACUAUGUUUUAAACAAAUUAUUGAUUUGAUUGUCUGUCAAUAAUGCAAUCCAAUCAGGAUUGAAAUUGGAGACUAUAUUAUCUACCAAUUUAAUCGUUACUUCUCUUAUUAACCAAUUUAUCUAGACAUAACUUGUAUUA
Molecule: messenger RNA, 890 nt
Organism: Cicer arietinum (chickpea)
Lineage: Eukaryota; Viridiplantae; Streptophyta; Magnoliopsida; Fabales; Fabaceae
Source: RefSeq, a predicted model, not a curated record